Messenger RNA from Leptomonas pyrrhocoris, 3213 nucleotides. RefSeq lists its product as hypothetical. Bases 790 to 3213 code for a protein of 807 amino acids. The transcript has a single exon. NCBI's taxonomy places the organism in Eukaryota, Euglenozoa, Kinetoplastea, Trypanosomatida, Trypanosomatidae. The record is from RefSeq and is a predicted model, not a curated record.
AGCACACGCUGGACUCGUGGCGACGCCAUUGACGUCCCUAGCCGUACCCAAAGGUCUUUUUUCUUCUCUUUUUUUUUUAAAACUCUUCUGCGGUACAGGGAGGAAGAGAUCGACUCACAACUGCGCCUCCUGCUGCGUCGCUGUGGUGCGGCGGUGAGGACAUCAAUUCCGCACACAAGUAGCUACCUGCCCGCAACGUAGGUGUACGGUUUUGGUUUCGUUGUUGCGCCUUUCGCGGCACCCGUAAAUAUAUUUAUGUUAACGUACGCCAAACACGCCUCUUUUUUCCACCUGCUCCGUGGCUGCGACAUAAUAAUACUUCUUCCGUAACUCUACUCAGUGUAUCUUUUUUUUUGUCUUUCCCUUUCUUUGUGCCACAUCUUACUGCCCACGAAACGCCUGCUCUUCUAAUCAACCUUUUCUUUUUUAGGGGACUUUCGCUGUUCAAGAUUUUUCCCAAUCAGCCUUUUUUGUUUCUCUUCUUCCUCCUUCUUUUAUCGAGGUAGCGCUCCUUCUGAUUUCAGGUCUCGAUCACGUGCUUCUCGUUUCGCUGCGGCGCAUUUAUCGUAUUUCUCACGGAAUCUCUUCUUUCUCUCUCUUUGGUUUGUCUCCUUCAGCCGUGCAAAUCAACAUCACCAGCGCCAACUGUGAAUUGUUGGCGCUUUCCACGCUGGACGCCGCCUGCUUUCUCUCUUUUCAAUUCUACUGCUUCCUCUUCAGCGACCAAUUUUUUUCUUCUGGAUAGGCGAAGCAUAGACAAGCUAUCCCUUCUUUUUCGGGUUUCAAAAGAUGGAGAAUCGGCGUCGUGGCAGUGACGUGCUGGAUGGGCCCUCUGCGGCGGCUCCGACCGGGUCUGCACGCCAAAGCCGCACCUCGCGCGACCCGCGAGACAGCCAAGCUAGCACCGGCACCAACGCCUCUGCCUCCAGUGCUGACAACCACACUCGCACGCAGUCGAUUGCCUUUACCACCUCCGACCACGGUGUCGUCAGCGUAAACUUGACCGACCUGAGCAACGCCCUCGGAGUGCGCCGCGGUGAUGUGGUAUCGCAGCGGCUGAUGUUUCAGGCUCGUUCGGCGCCGUCUUACCACAUUGAGCGAUCCUUGUUGACCAGCGCGCUUGGGUCUCCCAGCGUGCUCUGUGCCGAUGCAGCGACGACCGCAACUAUCUCCCCCUCAACAAACGCACCUUCUGCAUCGAAUGUAUCGCGCGUGAACGAUGCCUCGGCUGCCAAUACGGACUCAAGUGCUAACGAUGGUGCGGCCACGGUCCCCUCGCCGCCUGUCGCUCGUGCGGCGCACUAUCAACGCCGGCUCAGCACCCUGCGCGGGACACAGUGGCUAGACAACGAAGUCAAUGCGCAGCCAGCAGCGUCAGCGCAAUCGCCAGGCCCGUUACCCGCGUCGUCCGCAGCGUCUGCAGGGCUCUCCCCACACGCCCGACCACGCCGGGGUACGCCGCCUCCACCUGGGGGUGCCAACGCGCUGCGCCGCGCACUGGCAGGCGACGGGUCGCCGUUCGCUGUCGUGGCAGGCAGCGUGCCUUCUCUUCUUCGUUACUCUGGUGGUAGUCUACUCUCCUGCGCCGGCUCGGUUCGUCCGGCGCUGUUUGCCGCAGCCAGCCGCCGUCCCAGCGGUAGGAGUAGCGGCGGCCGUGACGGCUGGCGGGAGGAAGAUGUGGGGGACGGCGAGUCCCCUCUCGACGACGGUAACGAUAACGAGAGGACAAGGCUUUUAUCACCUUCGCCUCGCCGUGAUGGGGUCGCGCGAUCCUCUGACGUUCAGGAGAGAGACCGGCUUUCCGUACCACGUCGGCGGAGCUCCUCCUCGGCUGCUGCCUCUCGAUCUAGCGGCCCGCCCACACCCACGCCUCCCACGCUUCAGAUCGACGACAUAGCGGCGGAUUCUGCGGGGCCGGCUUCCGCCACGUCGCCCUCCCGGAGCGUUCAUUUUUCUGAAAACGUGAUCGAGUCCAUCUCCAUCGCGCGCAGCGAGGAUGAGUACAUGCGUCUUCUCGUUGUGUACAGCCGCCCCUGGUACGCCUACGUGUUUCUGACGGUGUUUGGUUGUUUAUUCAGUCUUGCCGUCUUGAGCAACCUUUACCUCGAGCGGGGGCUGCCGCUUGUGCGCGAUCGUGCCAUAUCUGUUCCUUUUAUGUUUUUCCUCAUCUCCGGAUUCGGCACCGUCGGGAUGCUGCUGCACCUCGUCGCCGUGUGGCGGCCGGACGGCGAGGAGGAGCAGGGCUUCUUCGCAGACCCGGAUCAGUGGAGUCAGCUGCCUCCGCUGUGGACGUUGGGAGUUUUGUUUAUUGGCGGGCUGACCUCCUCCCUCGUCUUCGGUUACGCGAUGGUCUCAACAGUGGCCGUCGUCAUGGUGAUCGGGCUCGUGGGGCACUUCAUUGCGGAGUGUUUGCACCGUGGCGAUGAUGAGGGCGGGGAUUGCAUUACUUCCUGGGACGCCGUCGGUGGCGUAGUGGCCGGCCUGGGUGCCCUGCUUGCCGCCGCGAGUGGAGCAAUGGAACAGCUUUUGGACGACGGCAGUGACAAGAGUAGUGAAGCUCGCAGCUCUCUUCAAGUUGGCCUGUUGGUGCUCAUGGGCUGGGGUGUGAGUGUGCUGGUGUCCGGAAUUUGCUGGACCCUCUUCACGCGUCGACUGCGCGAGAUCAGCCAGCGCGUGAGCCAGCAGUUUCUCCUGACGAGCUCGCUGGCUGUGUGGACAGCCGCCCUAGGCAUUGCCGCCUACGUGAUCAACGUUUUGCUGAGCUCCGACGCAGCGAUGCAGACUGUUGAUGUGAUGAGCAGGCGACGUACCGGAGCCUCGUCGAGUGCAUUCCAGACCCAUUUGCCUGCGGAGCAGCGGCAGAACAUGGCAGAGGUUCUCGUUCCAUGUUACUCUCUGUUUCCCGACCUCGCCAUUCUGUUGAGUGGCGGACUCUGCUUCCUGAUGUGCUGGUACGCGUAUCACAUGGUGUCGUUCUACGUGGAUCACAUCGCUGGUGCGGCCUGCAUGAUCAUCGGUGCUUCUCUUUCCACUGUUCCCCUCAUCGUUUUGUUGGCUCUCCACACCUGGCCGGCGUCCAAACCUGAACUGUGGGCCGCCAUGCUGGUAUUGUCGCUGACAGGGACGCUUGCUCUUGUGCUAGGUGCCGGCAUGGUGGUGUACGGCGGAGUGAGAUAUCGCCGCGAAGUCGAGAUUCGCAUUGUGGUGGACUAA